CCCCACAAUGCACUGCACCCUUGAGCUGCUCGACGCUCUGUAUAAAGGCAGCCAGGAGAAGAGGGAGGGGUGCCGAGCAGGAGAAACACUGCUUAGACAGGCGGGAGCCGGGGGAAACCUCACUGGAGAGUCUCAGCGCUGAAAGAGGGAUUUGAGCUGGAAGAAUAUCUCGCACCUACCAGGACACCAUGGCAGACAAACUGAAGGACAGCAAGAUCAUCUUCGUUGUGGGCGGACCGGGCUCCGGAAAAGGGACGCAGUGUGAGAAGAUAGUAACCCAGUAUGGCUAUACUCACCUCUCUUCUGGGGACCUGCUCCGUGCCGAGGUCAGCUCUGGAUCUGAGAGGGGCAAGCAGCUGUCCGCCAUCAUGCAGAGGGGAGAGCUCGUCCCGCUGGACACUGUUUUGGAUAUGAUAAAGGAAGCCAUGAUUGCCAAGGCCGACGUGUCCAAGGGCUUCCUGAUUGACGGUUAUCCCCGCGAGGUGAAGCAGGGCGAGGAGUUUGAGAAGAAGAUCGGGGCUCCCAGCUUGCUGCUGUACAUUGACGCCAAAGGUGAAACCAUGGUGAAAAGACUUAUGAAGCGUGGGGAGACCAGCGGUCGUGCUGAUGACAAUGAGGAGACAAUCAAGAAGCGCCUCGACCUAUACUACAAAGCCACUGAACCGGUGAUUGCUUUCUACGAGGGACGCGGCAUUGUCAGGAAGAUUGAUUCAGAAGGUACUGUGGAUGCGGUCUUCAGCCAAGUUGUCAAAGCCAUCGAGUCUAUGAAAUAAAGGCGCCACAAGCGGAAGAAUU
Molecule: messenger RNA, 795 nt
Organism: Brienomyrus brachyistius
Lineage: Eukaryota; Metazoa; Chordata; Actinopteri; Osteoglossiformes; Mormyridae
Gene: ak1
Product: adenylate kinase 1
Exons: 7
Coding region: 189-773 (194 amino acids)
Biological process (GO): ATP metabolic process; nucleoside triphosphate biosynthetic process
Cellular component (GO): cytoplasm; cytosol
Molecular function (GO): ATP binding; AMP kinase activity; nucleoside diphosphate kinase activity
Source: RefSeq, a predicted model, not a curated record